Molecule: messenger RNA, 1659 nt
Organism: Saccostrea cuccullata (small rock oyster)
Lineage: Eukaryota; Metazoa; Mollusca; Bivalvia; Ostreida; Ostreidae
Product: coiled-coil domain-containing protein 125-like
Exons: 11
Coding region: 75-1484 (469 amino acids)
Biological process (GO): negative regulation of cell motility; negative regulation of Rho protein signal transduction
Cellular component (GO): cytoplasm
Source: RefSeq, a predicted model, not a curated record
UUCCGGUUUAUAUUUUACACGUUUAACAAGUGAUAGAAGAAUGAUUUCUUGCAUGAUAAUUAAAAUGCUUGACGAUGUCAACUUGCAAAGAUGAAGACGAUUAUAGUUUAGAAACUGGCGAUCUUGGUCUUGGAUUCGGAUUAAAACCAGGAUCUCUUCCAAUCUUAGACGCAUUGUUUACAAAUAAAAGUGAUAGUGGAAAGCACCAAAAGGGGACUAUAGAUUUAUCAGCUAUAGCAGCUAAACCGUUGGUACUAACAAACCAGAGUCAAUAUACAAAAGUUGAAAAGUUGCGUGGUAAAAGCAGAUUUUCAAAAGUCAGCAUUGGGGAUAAAAGAAGUACCUGUCCAAAUAGCAAACAAAACAAAAUGAAUUUUGGAAAGAAUGAAGAUGGUACAACAGAAGUUACAGAAACUCCCACAGUAAACAGAGAUGACUUUUUAAAAAAGUUACUGGAAGCUGAGCAGGAAGUUGAAGAGCUGAAAACAGAACUAGAAGUUUAUGAAAAGAGACUGGAAUCCAAAUACAAAGCUAUUGCAAUCUUGAGGAAACAGAUUUAUUCAAGUGAAGAGAGUAUCGAUGCUUGUGAAAAGAAAAGCAGGCAGUAUGAAGAGUCCUUAGAAAGAGAGGUGAAUACACUAAAUUUCGAGUUGGGAAAAAGGGAGACAACUUUUGAAAAUAGUCAGCAGAUGUGGGCAGUUAGAUUUGACAGUAUUUGUAAAGAGAAUGUCUCCCUCACAGCUGAACUUGAUCACAAAUCUCUGGAACUGAGGGAAUUAAAGGCUCAGAAAAUGGCCCUGAGUAGAGAGCGUGAUGAGUUGUUGGCCUUGCUAGAUGUGAAGGAGAGAGGGCGCUACAUGAGGUCACGGAGUGUGUCAGAUGAUGAGGCUUACAGCGAGUACAGCUCUACAGAGCUGGCAGUUCUGGGAGCCUGUAAAUGUAGAGUUACCUCUCCUGAGCCCUGCGGUUGUGCACACGCUGCUGCAGCUCUGAGAAGGGAACUGUGUAAACUAAAGGAACAGUAUGAAGCUCAAUUAAAGAGAAGAGAUGAAGCUGCUCAGACAGUGGAUGCAUAUAGGUCAGCAUUCGAGGAACAGCUCUAUAAAAACAAACAGCUUACGUUACAGUUGGCUGAACUAGCAAUCACUGGACCAUCAAAAUAUGAAAAGGCAAAGGUCAUCCUCAAAAACCUUAUCCAUCUUUUGAAUGAUGAUGACUACCUUUGUGAAAUAACCAAUCAGAGACAGAAUGUCUACAGUAUUAACGGAAAUUCAAAACCACGGAAGCUCGAGGUGGACAGCCAGUCAGAGCCUGUUAUGUCUGAUAAAGACUUGGUCAUGGCACUAACAGAGAUUUUACACCAAAGAAAUGAAGCCUUCGCCCACAAGAAACUCGCUGCUCAGGUGCUGAGUGAUCGAGUAAAGGAACUGGAGACUCAGCUCAGCAAUUAUCAAAGGGAAGAGCAUGAGGAAACAUUCUCCUGAUAGUUAAAAUACCGAGACACAGAACUUGACAGGGGUACGUUCAAGUUCAGAAUGAAGGUCAACAAACUAGAUGUAUUAGAGGGGGAGGGGGUCAAACAUUAAGUCAAAAGACAUGUAUCUAUGUUUUUUAUGCUAUAAUGAUUAUUUUUAAGGAGCAUGAUAAGUGGUAUUAAAU